Molecule: messenger RNA, 1140 nt
Organism: Ostreobium quekettii
Lineage: Eukaryota; Viridiplantae; Chlorophyta; Ulvophyceae; Bryopsidales; Ostreobiaceae
Source: the annotation of a GenBank genome assembly
AUGGGCUUCACGAUAACCGUCUCGUUUGGAAAGGCUCAAUUCCAAAGAACUGUUGGCGAGGAUGACAAAGUGGGCGACCUGCAAAAGGACCUUGAAGCUGAGACGGGUGUCAUAGCCAGGAAGCAGAAACUGAUAUUCAAGGGUCGAGUCCUUGAUCCUGGACAACGACUACACGAUGCCAAAGUCAAGGCUGGCUCCAAAAUUUUGAUGAUAUCCAGCACGGCCAUCGAGACCAGGGGACAAGAAGCAGCAAGAGCUGCAGCCCAGCAAAAGGCCGCAGCUGCAAAGGCACGUGCUGAAGAACUGAGAAAGGCAGCUGCACCUCUGAGGCAGAGGCAAAACAGAGCAGGUUCAUCAGCAUCAGGCAAGACCGUGUCUUUGCAGGAGCGGUUGAAAACGUGGCAGAAGACGAAAAUCCUGCCUUUGAGGGACCAGCAGCUGGAGGAGCUUCCAGAGGAGGUGCUAACUCUGUCAGAUACAAGGGUGAUAGACCUGUGCUGGAACUGCCUUACACAUCUAGGCGACGGAAUAGCUCAGCUGACGAAGCUCUGCACCAUCCGAUUGUCUCACAACAGGCUCACUACGGAAGGGCUUGCCUCAGGUCUCUUCCGCCUCCAAGAAUUGACAUACCUGGAGCUUGAGGACAACAACAUCACUUCGCUGGACGGAAUAGGUGGCCUCCAGCGGCUGCGACUGCUCAAUGCCUCAAGAAACCAACUUUGCAACCUUCCAAACGAGGUGUCCACACUGACAUCUCUUCAACUUCUGAAUGUGGAAUGCAAUCAACUGCAAGGAAUCCCAGAGGCACUGGGCCACUGUGCUCAGCUUGUCGAUCUGCUGCUUGACAAUAACACGAUACAACGAAUUCCUGAUGAAGUGUCAAAGCUGACAAAUCUAAGAUGCUUGAGUGCAAACAAGAACAGAAUAUCUACAGUACCAGCUUCACUCCUUCGGUGUUGCACAUGCCUACGCACGCUCAAUUUGCAUGACAACCCGGUGACUACAGAGCAACUUAGAGAGACGGAAGGCUAUGAAGACUUUGAAGAGCGCCGAAAGGGGAAAUAUGACAAGAUCAUAGACAUGGAUGUCAUGUUUCAGGAAUUCGACGAAGGUGCAGAUGCUCCUGAUUGGCGAAGAUAG